Messenger RNA from Rosa chinensis, 480 nucleotides. Its product is annotated as WAT1-related protein At2g39510. NCBI's taxonomy places the organism in Eukaryota, Viridiplantae, Streptophyta, Magnoliopsida, Rosales, Rosaceae. The coding region runs from base 1 to 480 and encodes 159 amino acids. Gene Ontology annotation, cellular component: plasma membrane. The record is from RefSeq and is a predicted model, not a curated record. The transcript is spliced from 5 exons. Gene Ontology annotation, molecular function: transmembrane transporter activity.
AUGUUUAUGGGGUUGAUCCGCCGAGCAAAGCUUGGGUUAGCAGUGAUUUUGGUGCAGCUCAGUCCUGUGCUUGACCAGAACCUCUACUACAUGGGAAUGAAGAAUUUGAGUGCAACGUUCACUUCUGCAAUGUUGAAUAUGCUGCCUGCUUUUGCAUUUUGUCUAGCCUGGAUUUUUAGGUUUGAGAAGGCAAUGCAAUCUGGUGUUGCUUAUUAUGUGAUGGGAAUGGUAGUGAAGGAAAAGGGACCUAUUUUUUACUUGGCUUUUCAUCCCUUGGCCACAGUAGGUUGCAAUCCUGGGUUCCUUGUUUUAGCAGAACAAUUGUACAUUGGGAGUGUUAUCGGAGUGGCUUUAAUCAUCAUUGGUCUGUAUCUCGUUCUCUGGGGAAAAGCAAAGGAUCAGUCUCCUCCAUCACAGUGCUGCAUGAUCGAUGAAGUAGCACUAAUAACACAAAGAUUAAUAGAUGAUCAGCAACGUUAA